AUGCUGAUUGACAACCUGCCGGAAGACGCGGUCGUUUUUUUCAGUGUCGAGGCUCACUUCCACAUUUCCCUGGUUUAUGUCGAUCGACCACGGACCAUAGCACACCUCAAGAACAACAUUCGCGACGCCAUUGGCAACAUACCGAUUGAUAUGCUGCGAAGAGUGGAUACAAAUUUAAAAAAUCGACUUCAUCAGUGUAUGCGCAAUGGGGGAGCAAAACCGGUCAAAUCUCACGAGAUCCUGGUCCUAUUGCUUCGUCUCCGUCAAGUGUGUUGUCACUGUGGCCUGAUAGCGGCCAUGUUGGAUCCUGAUGAUACACCAGACGUGGUUGAGGAUCAAGGAGGAGCAGACUUGAUGGAGGAACUCAACAAACUAUCGCUAGAAGACUCGCGCUCUAAGAGAAAGAGUAAAGAUAAGAAUGAUGAUGUAGAGGAUGAUCCCGGUGAGGCCACUACAGCAGCAGAAGCCAUCAGGUCCGUGCUGUCUCCAAACAACCCCGUGUUCAACCUCGACAGACAGUCCUCUAAGAUAAAGGCUGUCAUGGAGUGUCUGAAUAAGAACGUCUUCCCUAAUAAAGGAGAGAAGGCGGUGGUAGUGUCUCAGUGGACGUCCGUGCUUCAUUUGGUACAGAAGGGCUUGGAUGCGCGAGGAGUGGGCUGCGUCACUCUCAGCGGCGCCGUGCCCGUGACCGCGCGCGCCGCGCUCGUUAACGCUCUCAAUGACGCUAAAUCUGAUGUUAAGGUGAUGUUGUUAUCUCUGUGCGCGGGCGGCGUUGGUCUCAACUUGUGUGGAGCGAACCACCUCCUCCUGUUGGACCCUCACUGGAACCCGCAGCUUGAGGAACAGGCGCAAGACAGGAUCUACCGAGUGGGACAACAGAAACAUGUGCAUAUAUACAGGUUCAUGUGCGUGGGUACAGUGGAACAAACAAUCAGAAAGCUACAGGACGUUAAAUUAAAGAUGGCCGACAAUGUACUCACAGGCGCCAGGAACACGAACGCCUCAAAACUUACCAUCGAGGAUCUGAAGAUGCUGUUUAAUAUGGGGCCACAGAACGAAGCAUAG
Messenger RNA from Danaus chrysippus (African queen), 1065 nucleotides. NCBI's taxonomy places the organism in Eukaryota, Metazoa, Arthropoda, Insecta, Lepidoptera, Nymphalidae. The record is from the annotation of a GenBank genome assembly.